Cyphellophora europaea CBS 101466 is the source of this 1554-nucleotide messenger RNA. RefSeq lists its product as uncharacterized. Gene Ontology annotation, cellular component: plasma membrane. The coding region runs from base 1 to 1554 and encodes 517 amino acids. Lineage: Eukaryota; Fungi; Ascomycota; Eurotiomycetes; Chaetothyriales; Cyphellophoraceae. Gene Ontology annotation, biological process: plasma membrane lactate transport. The transcript has 4 exons. Gene Ontology annotation, molecular function: secondary active monocarboxylate transmembrane transporter activity. The record is from RefSeq and is a predicted model, not a curated record.
AUGGCAGACCACUACAACGAAAAAGAUAUUCGCUCGGAGUCGCCCACUUCCCCUGAGCCUCCCUACGAGGAGCGAAUGUCUGCCACGCGAUAUGCCGCGACCCGCAUCAGCACCCUCAAGCCGGCCAUGGCAAAGGCACCGAAUCCCAUCAGAUUGCUGCGCUUGCUCAACUUCCAGCAGUGGAUGUUUUUCCUCGUUGCCUUCCUUGCCUGGACCUGGGACGCCUUCGACUUUUUUACCGUCUCCUUAACCGUCGAACAGUUAGCUGAGACGUUCGGAAAGACCAAUGCAGACAUCACUUGGGGCAUCACUCUCGUCUUGAUGUUUCGAUCUCUCGGCAGUACCAUCUUCGGCAUUGCAGCUGAUCGUUACGGUCGCAAAUGGCCUUUUAUCGUCAACAAUUUACUGUUCGUUGUUCUUGAGCUUGGCACUGGCUUCACCUCCAAUUAUUCUUCAUUCCUGGCGGUCAGAGCGCUCUUUGGCAUCGCCAUGGGAGGUCUGUACGGCAAUGCUGCAGCAACAGCUCUUGAGGAUUGUCCCGAUGAGGCUCGAGGUCUGAUCUCAGGUAUGCUGCAGCAGGGAUAUGCUUUCGGUUACCUUCUAGCAACGGCGUUCGCCCGGGCUCUAGUCGACACCACGCCCCAUGGCUGGCGCCCUUUGUUUUGGUUCGGCGCGUGUCCACCAAUACUUAUCAUUCUAUUCCGGCUGUGUCUGCCCGAGACCAAUGCAUACCGCGAACGCCAGGCUCUGCGUCAAGCACAAGGUCCAGGCAUCGCUGGCACAUUCAUCAGCGAGGGCAAGGUCGCUCUUCGUAGGCAUUGGCUUUUGCUCUGCUACAUGGUGGCACUUAUGGCAGGCUUCAAUUUCAUGUCUCAUGGAUCUCAAGACCUAUAUCCAACAAUGCUCAAAAAUCAGUACAAGUUCUCGCCCGAUGCGGUUACAGUUACGCAAGUUGUUGCGAACUUGGGCGCAAUGACUGGUGGUACAUUGGUCGGCUACUCGAGCCAGAUUUUCGGUCGUCGGCUCUGCAUUCUGGUCAUGUGUGUCAUCGGAGGAGCGCUGCUAUAUCCUUACACUUACACGUCCUCCAAGGCUGUCAUCGCAGCUGCUUUCUUCGAACAGUUCUGCGUUCAGGGCGCUUGGGGUGUCAUUCCCAUCCAUCUGAUGGAGCUUUCACCCGGCGCUUUCCGUACAUUCGUGGUCGGAACAUCCUAUCAGUUGGGCAACCUGGCCAGCUCGGCAUCCAGUACCAUCGAAGCCGACUUAGGUGAGAACUACCCGCUUCCACCGCUAGUAAAGAACGGCAAGACAACCAAGCGUUAUGAGUACGGCAAAGUCAUCUGCAUUUUCAUGGGCGCCGUAUACGCCUAUGUGAUCUUGUUGACAUUCAUUGGCCCUGAGCGGAGAGGGCGCGAUUUAUCGGUCAAUGCGGACGCUGACGCCGCAGAGGCCAUGCACAACAGGCAGCAUCAUGCCGCUGCCGGUGGUCAUAUCAACGGGAGCGGUAGCGACGAGGAGGACAAGGCUGUCAGGAAGGAAAGGGAGACUGUUUAA